This is a messenger RNA of Closterium sp. NIES-65, 5000 nucleotides long. The record is from the annotation of a GenBank genome assembly. NCBI's taxonomy places the organism in Eukaryota, Viridiplantae, Streptophyta, Zygnematophyceae, Desmidiales, Closteriaceae.
CCCGAGCAGCCGCCCGCCACGCCGCCCCAGUACCGGAGCAGCCGAGCCACCCAGCAGCAGCCGCCGGGCCGCCUGGGCCGCCGAGCCGCGGUUCAGCCGAGCCGCCCAGCAGCAGCCGCAGAGCCGCCGGGCCGCCGAGCCGCAGUACAGCCGAGCCGCCCAGCAGCCGCCGCCGAGCCGCCGAGCCGCAGUACCGCCGAGCCGCCCCGCAGCCGAGCCGCACUACUGCCGAGCCGCCCGACCUGCCCUGUCUGGUGAGCACAGCCCCACUGCUACUGCGUGCCCUUCCCCCCACUGCUUGCACUGCUAGUCUGUCGUCAUGGCUACCCCUAGUGUCCUCGCUUUUGACGCUGAGGGUCGAGCCAUUGACUUUGAGGUCUGGGUCGACGACCUGCAGCUGUUUUUACAGUGCGAUAGGGGCGGACGGUCUUUCUCUCUUUGACCUCACCUCUGGCGCCUCCCUGCUCCUGCUGCUGAUGCUGACCCCACUGUUCGCUCUCUAUGGGCCAGCCCGCGAUGCUGCUGCACGUCUUGCUGUGCUCGCUGACCUCAUCACGCACCUCCGCACUUCUGACACUCGCUACCGCGCCGCACUUCCUGCUGAGUUCUACGCCAAGAACCCCCCCCCCCCCAUGUACAUCGCUCUCUAUUACAUAGUCACUCGCCUCCCUGACUCCCUUCGCGUAGUCAGGGACCACUUCCUCUCAGUCUGUCCCACCACCCUCACUGUCGACCUCCUCGAGAAGGCGUUCCUAGCGGAGGAGAAGAGCAUAGUCGCUGUAGGAGCCUCUCGUGGUGACCCGCGCACCCCCAUCUUUGAGGGGUGUUCUCCUUCCCCCCUGCUGCCCUCUGUUGCCUCUGCUGCUGCUGCUGCCGACCUGCUUGGUCUUGAGUCGGUCGGCGCGGCGUCUGCCCCUAGCGGGAGACGCCGCCCUGGCAAGGGCAAGGGGGGCAAGGGCGCGGGUGGAGCUGGCGGGGGCGGUGGAGGUGGCAAUGGCGGUGGCGGAGGGAGUGGGGGUGGCGGUGGGAGUGGUGGUGGGGGUGGUGGUGGUGGUGGCGGCAGCGGAGGCGGCGGCGGGAGCGGAGGUGGAGGUGGCGGUGGGAGCGGGGGCGGCGGUGGGAGCGGAGGUGGAGGCGGCGGUGGCGGAGGAGGUGGAGCCGGUCGGGGUAGUGCCCCGCAACGGAGCAGCUCUGGUGGUGGUCCGCGCCAGCAGCAGCAGCAGCAGCAGCGUUCUCGGGACAUCCCCCCACCUCAGCAGCUCCGUGAGUGGUACACGCAGCGUCAGCGUGGUGGGGGUCUUGGCCGUGCGUCUGCACUCUUAGGUACUGGUGAGGCUGCGCUCUCAGGUACUGCGUCGGCUUCGGCCUCCCUCACCUUCACACUUGACUCAGGGGCUUCUCGCUCCUUCUUUCGAGACCGCACCACACUCACACAGCUUAGUCGGCCGGUUGCAGUCUCCCUGGCUGACCCCUCUGGGGGUCCUGUCCUCGCUCACUUCUCCACUGUCCUCCCGUGUACGGCUGCCCCCUCGGGCACCCUGUCGGGUCUGUACCUCCCCUCGUUCUCGACGAACUUGGACCUUCCUGUGUCCCCUAUGUCGAGGGGCGGCUCCGGGCUGCCCCUCACUCCUCCCACUUUCCCCCGACAGAGGGCUCCUCUGCAGACGCUUCACAUGGACGUGUGGGGCCCGGCCCGCGUCCGUGGACAGGGUCACGAGCGCUACUUCCUGCUGGUGGUUGACGACUACUCGCGCGGAGAGUUCUCCUCAGGCCUUCUGCGAGCCUACUGUCGUGCACUAGGCAUCCGCCAGACCUUCACGCUUCCGGACUCUCCACAGCAGAAUGGGAUUGCUGAGCGCCGCAUUGGCAUGGUCAUGGACGUCGCUCGUACGUCCAUGAUGCAUGCGGCUGCCCCCCAUUUUCUGUGGCCGUUUGCGGUUGAGUACGCGGCGCAUCAGCUCAACCUUCACCCCAGGGUCUCCCGGCCGGAGACCUCCCUUGCUCUGCUGUGGACGGGGAAGGUCGGCGAUGCGUCUGCGUUCCGUGUCUGGGGAUCUCGGGCGUUUGUCCGCGACUUGUUUGCGGACAAGCUGUCCCCUCGUGCUGCUCCCUGUGUCUUCAUAGGCUUCCCCCCUGACGCCCCAGGGUGGCAGUUCUACCACCCCUCCUCUCGUCGUGUUCUGUCCUCCCAGGACGUCACGUUCGACGAGUCCGUCCCCUUCUACCGCCUCUUCCCCUACCGCACUCCUUCCCUCCCCCCGCCACCGCACUUCCUUGUGCCAGUCGAGCCGGUCGAGGUUGCUGGUGACUCAGGUACUGCUAGGGGUGCUGAGCCUGGGGGUGCUGCGCCUCGGGGUGCUGACUCUGUGGGUGCUGAGUCUGGGGGUGCUGAGCCUGGGGGUGCUGACUCUGGGGGUGCUGAGUUUGGGGGUGCUGAGCUUGGGGGUGUUGGGUCUGGGGGUGCUGAGCCUAGGGGUCCUGAGCCUGGGGGUGCUGAGCCUGGGGGUGCUGCCUCUGGGGGUGCUGCGCGCGGGGGUGCUGAGCCUGGGGGUGCUGCGUCUGGAGCUGCUGAGCCUGGAGGUGUGGAGCCUGCGGCCACUGGACCUCCCCUUGUGGCGUCUGGCGGUGCUGGGCCUAGAGGUUCUCCGGGUGUUUCGUCUCGGCGGGAGCCACUCUCUCCACAGGAGCUGCGUGAGUGGUUUGCUCGCCGCUGGAGGCGUACGGCUGGAGCUGGCGCUUCUUCGACCGCUGAGGGUGCUGGUGCCGACAGUCCCGGAGCUGCUGGGCCUGCGGGUCCGCCUGGAGCUGGAGCUGCUGAGGGUGCUGGUUCUGAGACUACUACUGUCAGUCCUGGUGGUGGUCGUGCUGCGGGUGCUGCUGGUGCUACUGGAGGUCCUGCCGCUGGAGGUGCUGUUGGCGCUGGUGCUGCGGGAGGUGCUGAGGGUGCUGGUGCUGUCCCUGCUGUGUCUGGAGCUGCAGCGCGGCCUCGGCUGUACUUUGUUCCGCUUCUUCAGCAGGUUCUUGGUCUUCCUCCUCUCUUAGAGUGUCCACCGCCUGUCCAGUCGCAGUCACAGUUACCGCCGGCCUCCCCACUUCCUUCUCCUUCACCUUACACUGGUCCUACUGGAGGUCUUGCUGAGCGUCGUGAGCCUGCUUCUCGUCCUGCGUCGCCUUCGGACUCUCUUCGUGCUGCCAGUCCUACUGUCACGCGUCUCCUUGCUACUGUCGUCACUGACCCCUCCUUUGAGUCCACUGCUGCGUCUCUUCUUGUUGCUGAGCUCGUCGACUUUGCUGCUCGCUAUCGUCUAGACUACGCUGCUAGUCUUGUUGCUGAGUCUGCGUCUGUCUGUCCUCCGUCCGUCGGGGGUGAGUGUGCUCUUGGCACGGACGUCCUUGAGGACAGGCAGGAGGAGUUUCAGUGUCUGGCUGCUGCUUCACCUCAUCUCGCGUCUGUACUGCUUGCCCUUGAGGGAGACCCGGAUGCACUAGACAUCCCGACUCCGCGCUCUUACGCGGAGGCCGUAGAGGGUCCCUACUCCUCUCAGUGGCAGGCAGAUAUGGAUGCAGAGAUGGCUUCCCGGAAGGUGAAGCGGCCGCCGGGCUCUCCACCUGUCUUCAAGGCGCGGUACGUGGCUCGUGGCUUCAGUCAGCGGCAGGGAGUUGACUACUUUCAGACCUUCUCUCCCACCCCGAAGAUGACCACUCUUUGGGUGCUGCUGCACAUAGCCGCUCAGCGCGACUACGAGCUCCACUCUCUUGACUUCAGCACUGCUUUCUUGCAGGGUAGCCUGCACGAGGAGUUCUGGCUGCGCCGUCCACCUGGCUUCACUGGGACUUUCCCUCCUGGCACCCAGUGGAGCCUCCGACGGCCAGUCUACGGUCUCCGCCAGGCACCGCGUGAGUGGCACGACACACCAAGGACUACGCUUGCGGCUCUUGGGUUUGCUCCCUCUACUGCUGACCCGUCGUUGUUUCUGCGCACCGACACUUCUCUGCCGCCGUUCUACAUCCUCGUGUACGUCGACGACUUGGUCUUUGCCACAGCGGACACUGCUGGACUUGCCUACGUGAAGUCCGAGCUGCAGAAGAGACACACGUGCACAGACCUGGGUGAACUGCGCAGCUACCUUGGCUUGCAGAUCACUCGGGACAGAGCACGCCGCACCAUUACCUUGACUCAGUCACACAUGGUGCAGCAGGUCCUUCAGCGCUUCGGCUUCACGUACUCCUCGCCUCAGGCCACUCCUCUGUCUACUCGCCACUCGCUCUCAGCUCUGCCUUCGGAUGAGUCCGUAGAGUCGAGUGGCCCGUACCCAGAGCUUGUUGGCUGCCUCAUGUACCUGAUGACCUGCACACGACCUGACCUUGCAUACCCUCUUAGCAUCUUGGCACGCUAUGUUGCUCCUGGGAGACACCGACCAGAGCACAUGGCUGCAGCGAAGAGGGUGUUGCGCUACUUGUGCAGUACGUCGGGCAUGGGGCUAGUGCUUGGAGGGCGGAGUCCAGUGGUCCUCACUGGGCACGCGGACGCUUCUUGGGCUGACGACCAGGCUACUCAGCGGUCGUCGCAGGGUUACACCUUCAGUCUUGGUUCCGGCUCUGUUUCGUGGCAGGCUACUCGCUCGUCUUCUGUUCUCAGCUCCAGUUGUGAGGCUGAGAUCUACGCCGGGGCCAUGGCUGCACAGGAGCUUCGCUGGCUCACCUACCUGCUGACUGACCUUGGAGAGCCGCCUCGUUCUCCUCCAGUGCUGUACGUAGACAACAAGGCCAUGCUGGCCUUGUGUCGAGAGCAGUGCCUGGAGCACAGAACGAAGCACAUUGCUCUCCGCUACUUUCUUGCUCGUGAGCUGCAGCAGCGUGGUCAGUUGCGACUUGCGUACGUGGCCUCUGAGGCCAACACUGCUGAUGUUUUCACCAAGGCACUUCCGCCUUGUGAUCAUCAGCGUUUCUGCACUCAGCUGGGACUUGUCCCAGUCUUGCCUCACUUGCUCACCUCUUGA